Messenger RNA from Ipomoea triloba (trilobed morning glory), 1614 nucleotides. Its product is annotated as zinc finger BED domain-containing protein RICESLEEPER 2-like. Gene Ontology annotation, molecular function: protein dimerization activity; DNA binding. NCBI's taxonomy places the organism in Eukaryota, Viridiplantae, Streptophyta, Magnoliopsida, Solanales, Convolvulaceae. The record is from RefSeq and is a predicted model, not a curated record. The transcript is spliced from 3 exons. Bases 1 to 1614 code for a protein of 537 amino acids.
AUGGUUGUGACUGCCCAUUUCAUUGAUUCAGAGUGGAACUACAUGGUUGUGACUGCCCAUUUCAUUGAUUCAGAGUGGAAGCUGCAUAAAAAAAUCAUAGCCUUUGUCCCUGUUACCUCUCACAAAGGUAAAAAAAUCAUAGCCUUUGUCCCUGUUACCUCUCACAAAGGGGAGUAUCUUGCAAAAGCCCUAGAAACAUGUUUGCUGGAGUGGGGGCUUAGGAAUAUUUUUAGUGUUACUGUGGAUAAUGCCUCGUCUAAUGACACUGCUAUGGGGUUUCUUAAGAAAAAAAUAGUGUCUUGGGGUACAUCAACUGUGAAGGCUAAGUAUAUUCACAUGAGAUGCAUUGCCCAUAUCCUUAACUUGGUUGUUCAAGAUGGCUUGAAGGAGUGUGAUAGUUCUGUGAAAAAAGUUAGGGAGGUUGUUAGAUAUGUUAGGAAUUCACCUGCCAGGCUAAGGAAGUUCAGGGACUUGGCUGAUUUGUUAGGAAUUGAGCAAAGGUCUUCUUUGUGUCUAGAUGUUCCAACCAGAUGGAACUCUACAUAUUUGAUGUUACAAUCUGCUUUGACUUAUCAGAAAGUCUUUGAAUCUUGUGAAGAGUCUGAUAGUUCUUUCAAAUCUGACUUGGGUGAUUCUGUGCCUAAUUUUAUGGACUGGGAGUCUGUGAGCAGUUUGGUGGAGUUGUUGAAAUGUUUUUAUGAUAUGACAAUCAGAAUUUCUGGAUCUUUAUAUGUGACAGCUAACACAUUUUUCAGUGAGAUUUCUGAUUUGUAUUGUAUUUUAAAUGGAAUGGUGGAAGCUGGUGGGGCAGUGAGCUUAAUGGGGAGAAAUAUGAAAGCAAAAUUUGAGAAGUAUUGGGGUGAUAUAGACAAGAUGAAUCUUAUGAUUUUCUUUGCAAACAUUCUAGACCCCAGGGAUAAAUUAGAGUAUAUGCCUACUCAAAUUAAUCAUAUGUAUGGUGAGGAGAAAGGUAAACCAUACUAUGAUAAAGUGCUUGCUGGUUUGAAUGAGUUAUUUGAUGAUUAUUCUGUUCCUGCCACUUCUUCUGUUUCUGGUUCUUCUGUGUCUGCUGCUGUUGGUAGUGCUUCUUCUGUGAGUUCUAUGACUUCUGUCAGUUCUGUGUCUGUUGGAAGGCCACAACAUUUACUCAAGUCCCAAAUUAAAAAACAAAGAUUGGAAUCUGGGAGUAAGAAAAAAACUGAACUGGAUAUCUACUUGAGUGAGGCAAUAGUUGAGGAGGAAAACUCCUUUGAUAUUCUGAGAUGGUGGAAGAUUAAUGCUGAGAGGUUUCCCAUCCUUUCUAAGCUUGCUAGGGAUGUUCUAGCUAUUCCAAUCUCAACUGUUGCCUCUGAGUUUGCCUUCAGUACAUCUGGGAGAGUAUUGGAUCCUUUUAGGAGUUCAUUAACUCCAAAAAUUGUGGAAGCUUUGGUGUGUACCCAGGAUUGGCUUAGACUGCCCAAUACUCCUCUAUGUAUUGAGGAAAAUCUUGAAGAACUGGAGAGGUUUGAAAAAGAGUUAGUUGAUGGUGGAAGUGGAAGGAACUUUGAUCCUACACUGGCUACAAUUCCUUUUAUGUGGCAAAUGGCAAUGAUGAAGCUUCCACCUAUAAUCUGA